AUGGCAAUCUUUGCCCAACCCAUUUCUGUUGCCUAUACACAGACUUUUCUACAACCAUCCAUUACCCACACCACCACCAACAACAACCCUCCCACAGUCAUCCAUUACCCACACCACCACCAACAACAACCCUCCCACAGUCAUCCAUUACCCACACCACCAACAACAACAACCCUCCCACAGUCAUCCAUUACCCACACCACCAACAACAACAACCCUCCCACAGUCAUCCAUUACCCACACCACCAACAACAACAACCCUCCCACAGUCAUCCAUUACCCACACCACCACCACCAACAACCCUCCCACAGUCAUCCAUUACCCACACCACCACCACCAACAACAACAACAACAACCCUCCCACAGUCAUCCAUUACCCACACCACCAACAACAACAACAACAACAACCCUCCCACAGUCAUCCAUUACCCACACCACCAACACCAACAACCCUCCCACAGUCAUCCAUUACCCACACCACCACCACCAACAACCCUCCCACAGUCAUCCAUUACCCACACCACCACCACCAACAACAACAACAACCCUCCCACAGUCAUCCAUUACCCACACCACCACCAACAACAACAACCCUCCCACAGUCGUCCAUUACCCACACCACCACCAACAACAACAACCCUCACACAGUCGUCCAUUACCCACACCACCACCAACAACAACCCUCACACAGUCGUCCAUUACCCACACCACCACCAACAACAACCCUCACACAGUCGUCCAUUACCCACACCACCACCAACAACAACCCUCACACAGUCGUCCAUUACCCACACCACCACCAACAACAACAACCCUCACACAGUCGUCCAUUACCCACACCACCACCAACAACAACAACCCUCACACAGUCGUCCAUUACCCACACCACCACCAACAACAACAACCCUCACACAGUCGUCCAUUACCCACACCACCACCAACAACAACAACCCUCACACAGUCGUCCAUUACCCACACCACCAAUCAUCUAUUGCCUAUACUAA
Molecule: messenger RNA, 1005 nt
Organism: Argiope bruennichi
Lineage: Eukaryota; Metazoa; Arthropoda; Arachnida; Araneae; Araneidae
Exons: 2
Coding region: 1-1005 (334 amino acids)
Source: RefSeq, a predicted model, not a curated record